Molecule: messenger RNA, 3311 nt
Organism: Brassica napus (rape)
Lineage: Eukaryota; Viridiplantae; Streptophyta; Magnoliopsida; Brassicales; Brassicaceae
Product: phosphoinositide phosphatase SAC5-like
Exons: 15
Coding region: 339-2645 (768 amino acids)
Biological process (GO): phosphatidylinositol dephosphorylation
Cellular component (GO): intracellular membrane-bounded organelle
Molecular function (GO): phosphatidylinositol-3,5-bisphosphate 5-phosphatase activity
Source: RefSeq, a predicted model, not a curated record
GUAGUAACCUUUUAUAAGAAGGUACUUCGGAAAUGGCCGCGUAUUGUACUCAAUAAAUAUAGUCGAUUUAGCGCGGAAAAGAUUUACAAAGAAAAAAAAGCAAACACUAAAUUUGUUUUUGACCUUUUAAAAAUCUUCCUCCGAGGCUCCGACCUGGUCACAUCCUCGACGGCUCGACUCUUCUAUCUUCUUCAUCCUAUAGUCUUCUUCUUGUUAUUUGCUUCGCAAAUUCUAUAGAUUCUUGUGAGAAAAUCUAUUUGACUUCUCGUUCUUGACUUCUUGUUAUCUCUCGUCUGGUCUGGUCGGGUUUUUCUUUUGGUCUGACGGGAUCGGAGCCGAUGCUCAAAUUGGUUGACUUGCCCGUUCUUCACAAAUUCACGCUCUACCGCACUCGCACGAACUAUUACUUGAUUGGGAGAGACGAGAAGAAAACCUUUUGGAGGAUUCUUAAGAUUGAUCGGACCGAUCCAAACGAGUUGAAUUUAUUCGAAGAUCCUACAAGGUAUACGCAUGACGAAAUCACCCAACUUAAAAAAUGGAUUAGUCGAGGGAACCAGAAGUAUGGUGGCCUUAGAGCAGAGACAACUUGCUAUGGAAUCAUUGGGUUUGUGAAAUUCUUGGGGCCUUAUUACAUGCUGGUCAUUAAAAGAAGAAAGAAAGUGGGCGAGAUCUGCGGACAUACUGUUUAUGGUGUAGCAGAGAGUCAAAUGAUCAUGAUUCCAUAUCCUUCCAGGAAAACGAUAGAUGCUGAUUCUUCAGCCGAGCGAAAGUACAAGAAGCUCCUAAACAUGGUGGAUCUUAGCAAAGACUUCUACUUCAGCUACACAUAUCACCUCAUGUAUAGCCUCCAAAAGAACAUAUGCAACACUGAGAGAGGAAAAAUUCACGACGAAACCAUGUUCGUGUGGAAUGAAUAUUUAACGCACGGAAUCAGAAGGAACCUCCGGAAUACCGUAUGGACAGUUGCACUGGUAUAUGGAUUCUUUCAACAGACUAAAUGUUUAGUGUCUGAUGAACAAUUUAUACUGACUGUCAUUGCUCGUCGUUCACGCCAUUAUGCUGGUACAAGAUAUUUAAGGCGUGGUGUAAAUGAGGAAGGCAGCGUAGCCAACGAGGUUGAGACAGAGCAGAUUGUUACCAAAGAGGUUCCAGAGGGUCAGAAAAUUCCAAUGACAUCAGUCGUGCAGAUGCGAGGCUCCAUUCCCCUAUUUUGGUCACAGAAACCAUCUGUGUUCAACCCACAACCCAAUAUAAUAUUGAACAACAAGGACCGGAAUUACGUGGCUACUAAACUCCACUUUGAGAAUCUGAAACAGAGAUAUGGAAAGCUUAUAAUCAUCCUGAAUCUUUUAAAAGCAGGAAAGCAUCGGGAAAACAUCUUACGGGAAGAGUUUGAAAAGGCAAUCUUGUUUAUCAACGGAGGCACCAGGAGGGAGAACCAUUUAAAGGCAAACCAUUUUGAUCUAAAUGAACACUACAAAAGUGGAGCUGAUCGUGCAUUCAAGCUCUUGUGUGCCGAUGGGAAGGAAGCAUUGGAAUCAAUUAACUUAUUUUUCGGUGAGGUUCCUUCAGGCAUAGGAGCUGAUCUCGUAAUUAACGACACAUUUUUCAAUAGCCCUAUUCUGAAUCAAGAUGAAGAGGCAACUAGCUCAGAACAAGAAGCUUUGAAGGCAGAUAUAUUCAUGCGUCAAACUGGGGUCUUUAGGUCAAACUGCAUAGACUGCUUGGAUCGUACUAAUGUUGCUCAGUUCGCCUAUGGAUUGGUAGCUCUUGCUCGUCAGCUGCAGAAAUUGGGUAUCAGAGGACCUCCUAUCGUCGAUAAGAACAAUCCUUUGGCAAAGAAAUUGAUGGAAGUUUAUGAAAAUAUGGGUGAUGCAAUUGCAAUGCAGUAUGCUGGCUCAGACGCACACAUCAAGAUGUUCAGUGCUCUUAGAGGUGAUUGGAACAUAAUAAAGAAGAACCGUGAUAAGAUCAUAGCUUUGCGUCGCCACUUAUACAACACUUUUCAGGACAGCGAAAAGCAGAACGCCAUAAAUGUGUUCUUGGGGGAAUUCAAGCCUCAGUUGGGGAAGCCAGCCUUGUGGGAGUUGCCCUCUGACCAGCGAAACACUAUGAGAAAUAGUUCUAACUUGAAUAUCAAUAAGCUGAGGCCAAAUCAUUCAAGAUCCUUUUCCGAUAACCUCAUCUUGGAGAGUUUGGAUCCGAAGGAGCUGGUACAAGAAAAUCAUCAGCCUUCACGUGCAGGGUUAAAUAGUGGCUGGGAAACCACUUCAAAUGGUGGCUGGGAAACCACUUCAAACGGUGGCUGGGAAACCACUUCAGAAGUUGGAUUCUGUGAAGCAGAACCAUCUUCUUCAAGAGUCCACUCAGUUAUUCGCGAUGAAGAUAAUUUGAGAGGAAUAGGAUCAAGGCAGAUGUUUCUAGAGGUUGGCUCUACGUCUGAUUCUCACGGGCUCGAAGAUGCACCUGGUCUUUCACACUCAUACAAUGCUACAUUCAUUACGGCAGAGGAAAUGUUUGAACGUUGCAGCUCCACGUCGUCAGACUUAAUUAUUGAGGUAUUUUCCUUCAUUACCAUAUCAGUCUUAAGUAUUGAAGUUACUUUUUUUUUUCUUUUUUUUUUGGUAAUCAUGUUAAAGUAUUGAAGUUACUUGUAACUUACAAGUUGUCAGUUUUGGCAAACAAAGACACUGACUCGGUGGGGUUUUCCCUUCUUUAUUAGGUUCCUUCAGGUCCAAUUUCCAUCUUUAAGGGCGUCUCAGAUGAUUUCGCUCAGUGGGUGGAAGAAGGAAGAGCAUUGUAAAGGGUGUGGAGAUAAAACUGUGCUAUGCUGAGGAAGUAAACGUUGGUUACUUGGCAGGUACGGCAGGGUUGGACAGACAUGUUUACAUGAAGCAUACAAUAAUAGCCGCAUCUUUUUUAAAUACCGACUCAGCUUUGUAAAAGGUCCUCGUUUGUUUGUUUUUUUUUUUUUUUUUUUAAAGGUCCUCGUUUGUUGUUUCUCUUUUUUUUUCCUACCAAAAUUGAUUUAUAUCUUUGAUUUUUGUUUUUGUUAUAUAGAAAGGGUGUGGUUUGUUUAGUUUUAUAGUCAUUUGUUGCUGCCCAAUGCUCAAAAAAGUGUGUGAUAAGAAAACGUUAGAAGUAAUAGAAUAUCCAUCUCCAUUGGAGGGAUUUACAACGUAGAGUAUCUCACAAACAAAUAGUUGUAUUUAGGUGAAUGAGUAUCCGGUUUAGAAUAGUUAUCGGUCUUUUUCAUGCCAAUCCGAUUGUGUUGAACCGACUUACUAACUUUGCGUUCAAAUUAGUUGGAA